ACAUCUCGUCAGUGGGUGGUUGACUGUAUCAGCUGCCUUCUCUGUAUACAAGGCCAGCCCAUGAACCUGGGGUCAGCGGAGGAAGAGCUGAGAUGUCUCCGUGAAGAACUAACAGCAGCUCUGGACCCCGAGGCUCUGUUUCAGGCAUCUUCCAAAAUGGCCAGGGUUGUUAGUGAGUACUUUCCCCCGGAACAGGCCACAGACUUUAUUGAGGCCACAGUGGAUGGUAUGCUGGCUGCCAGCCCCACCUAUGUCACGGCAGCUGGACUGUGGAUGAAGAUCAUCCUAAAGGAGUGUGGAGAUGCCAUGCUGGACCAGGUGCCAGCUAUCCUGAAUAUAAUAUAUAGCCACAUGCCUACUAUCCAGGAGGGCAUCUUGAGGCAGUCCCUGCUGGAGGCAGUGUCCAUUCUAGCUCACCAUCACCUAGAAGCAGUGAUCUCAGCCUCCUCAGAAAACAUCUGCCGAUGGACAGGUAUAUACCACUACCGAUUGCAUUCAUCUUGGUAA
This is a messenger RNA of Mauremys reevesii (Reeves's turtle), 507 nucleotides long. Its product is annotated as maestro heat-like repeat-containing protein family member 2B. Gene Ontology annotation, cellular component: cytoplasm. The coding region runs from base 61 to 507 and encodes 148 amino acids. The record is from RefSeq and is a predicted model, not a curated record. Lineage: Eukaryota; Metazoa; Chordata; Testudines; Geoemydidae. The transcript is spliced from 4 exons.